AUGGAUCAGCAUAACUCUUCUGAUUCUUUGCCAGAUAUAGAAAGAAUUCCAGAUACUCAUUUCAAAAGCAAACGACAAAUUGUGUUCGAGAGAAAUGCUAAGUCAGGUAUUCUUGGACUAUUGCUAAUAUGGAGUUGUAUUAUAUUGAUAAGAACUAUAUCUCAAGUCACUCACCCAUACGGAAACAGUAAUAAUGUAGGAUUCCAAUUACCCAUUGGCAAUGUAACAAAACAGGGUUUAUUGAAAGUUUCCAUGGAAAAUAUUAGAAACGGUACGUUUCAGCCACAAAUGCAUUCCUUGAACUGGUUCCAUUACGCAGAUACAGACAAUGAGGAUAGGGGAUUUUAUACUACUUCAAUGAAUGAUAGCUACGUUGUCAAGUCUGUUACAGACCAAGAUUUUGCGGAAGUCUUAUUCCAUGGAAGAUACUUCACUCACGAUGGUAAGAAUUUUACUGUUGACGAAAUAAUCCCCUCUCCAGAUGUGAAGCAAUUACUUAUUCGUACUCAAACUGUUAAGAACUGGAGGCAUUCUGUAUUUGGUUCCUACUUUGUUUUCAAGAUAGAGGAAUUAUCGUUUGUGCAUGUAGGUGACGAUAUUGCAUUAGCUAAAUGGUCCCCUGAUGCGGACAAUAUUGCCUUUGUGCAAAAUAAUGACAUUUACAUAUACUCGACAAAAACAGCAUCACAAUUGAGAAGGAUCACCAAUGAUGGUAGUGCCGAAGUUUUCAAUGGAAAACCAGAUUGGGUUUAUGAGGAAGAGGUUUUAAGCUCGGAUACAGCAUUGUGGUGGUCGCCAAACGCUCGCUUCAUUUCUUUUAUAAAGAUUGACGAAACUCAUGUCCGUGAGUUCAAUAUCCCAUAUUAUGUUCAACAUGAAAACGAUAUAUAUCCUGAGAUGCGUUCAAUAAAAUACCCAAAAAGUGGCACACCAAACCCUGAAGUUGACUUAUUCGUUUAUGAUACGAAAGAGGACUCCACAUAUGAAUCUAAAAUUUCAAAUUUUUAUGAAAACCCAGAUUUUCUUCUAACUGAAGUUACCUGGAUCGAUGGCUUCAAUCUUAUAGUCAAAACUAGUGAUCGCUCAUCAGAUUGUUUGAAAGUAGUAGCUAUUAACUUGUCUACGAAGGAAACAACAAUUUCAAGAGAGGAAUCUUCAGAAGGUGGAUGGUGGGAAAUCACUCAGAAUACGACUCCACUAUUAUUGAACAGGUCAGCAACGAAGCAAGAAAGUGGGUAUAUAGAUAUUAUUCCAAUUGCUGGAUUCAAUCAUUUAGUAUAUUAUCCUGUCAAAAAUUCAUCAGGAUAUAUUAAGCUGACCAAAGGAGACUGGGAGGUUAUUGAUGGUCCAUCUGCGGUUGAUAAGGAAUAUGGCAGAAUAUACUUUAUUGCUACAAGAAAGUCAUCUACCGAGAGACACCUCUACUACGUGAACGUGAACAACUUGGGCGAAAUCGUUGAAGUCACAGACACAUCUAAGCCAGGCCUUUACAAGGCAACUUUCUCUUCAAGUGCAAGAUUUGCCCUGUUAUCAUACAAUGGACCGGAUGUUCCAUACCAGAAGAUCAUAGAUCUACGGUCAUAUUAUACAGACAGUGAAGUCGAAGGCAAUGUUAUUGGUAAGACACUGUACUACCUCGAGAAAAAUGUAAAAUUGAGAGAAAUGCUAUCUCAAUAUGACAUUCCUGAAAAAUCAUUUCAACAACUUGACCUUGGACAGGAUGAAAGCGGAAAUACCAUAUUGGUCAACUCUUAUGAAAUAUUACCAAAUGAUUUUGAUCCAAAGAAAAAAAAUUACUAUCCUGUGUUUUUCUACGCUUAUGGUGGUCCAAAUUCGCAGCAAGUUUUGAAGAGUUUCUCUAUAGGGUUCAAUGAAGCAAUUGCGUCCCAAUUGAAUGCUAUUGUCGUUGUCGUUGACGGCCGCGGAACGGGUUUUAAAGGAAAAGCAUUUAGAUCUUUACUUCGUGACAGAUUGGGCAAAUAUGAGGCUCUAGACCAAAUUUCGGCUGCUUCUUUUUAUGGAGCAAAAUCCUACGUUGACGAAGAAAAGAUAUCCUUGUUUGGGUGGUCAUAUGGUGGCUAUUUGACUUUAAAAACACUGGAAAGGGACUCCGGUAAACACUUCAAGUAUGGUUUAUCAGUGGCACCUGUAACAGAUUGGAGGUUAUAUGAUUCUAUUUACACAGAAAGGUAUAUGCAUACUCCUCAGGAAAAUGCUGCUGGCUACGAGGAAUCAAGCGUCCACAACAUAACGUCUUUCAAUGAUGUUAACCGCUUUCUGCUCAUUCAUGGUACUGGCGAUGACAACGUACAUUUCCAAAACUCUUUGAAGUUUCUAGACUUGCUGAACCUGAAUUCUGUUAAGAACUACGAUGUUCAUAUCUUCCCAGAUUCGGACCACGCUAUCAGAUACCAUAAUGCCGGCACCAUGGUCUACGAUAAAUUAUUUGAAUGGACUAAGCAUGCUUUUACUGGCAAGUUCAUCAAAUAG
Messenger RNA from Kazachstania africana CBS 2517, 2490 nucleotides. RefSeq names its product dipeptidyl aminopeptidase (gene DAP2). Lineage: Eukaryota; Fungi; Ascomycota; Saccharomycetes; Saccharomycetales; Saccharomycetaceae. The record is from RefSeq and is a predicted model, not a curated record. Gene Ontology annotation, biological process: proteolysis. Gene Ontology annotation, molecular function: serine-type endopeptidase activity; dipeptidyl-peptidase activity. The coding region runs from base 1 to 2490 and encodes 829 amino acids. The transcript has a single exon.